Molecule: messenger RNA, 11144 nt
Organism: Acanthoscelides obtectus
Lineage: Eukaryota; Metazoa; Arthropoda; Insecta; Coleoptera; Chrysomelidae
Source: the annotation of a GenBank genome assembly
UUUUUGUGAGGAUGAUAUAUUGAAUUUUGUUUUUUAUUUCAGGCUUGGUCCUUGUGAGUUGCAGGACCCUGUGUGGGCCAAGAUGAGCGCCUUGGCCACCGGGGUCACAAAGAAAAGGAAAAAAUCCGAAACGAAACCUCAGGCGCAAAUCAACAAGUGCAAUAAUGAGAAACGUCGCCGCGAGCAAGAAAACAUCUACAUAGAGGAGCUAGCCGAGCUGAUAUCGGCGAACAUAGCCGACAUGAGCUCUCUGUCCGUGAAACCGGACAAGUGCGCCAUCUUGCAGGAGGCCGUGAAUCAGAUCCGCAGCAUCAAGAGGGCAGAGGCCGCGGCGCAGGCCGCGCAAGGGGGCGGCGCCAACGCCGUUGCCAUGGUUACCGCCCAGUCGGGGGGCGGCGCCGCGCAACCGGUAGCGCAGCAGCCGGCCGUCGCAGCCGAUCCCGUGCAACAGGGGGAAGUGUCCUCGUCCAGGCCUACCAUCCUGUCCAACGAGGUGUACGGACCAUUACUCCUUGAAGCGCUCGAAGGGUUCCUUUUCGUAGUCAACAGCGAGGGGAAGGUGGAGCACGUAACCGAGAACGUCUCGACGUACAUAAAAUUCACCCGCGAGGACGUGCUGGGCAAGAGCAUCUACAACUUUAUCCACCACGGCGACCACGCCAAGUUCCAUACGAACCUGCUGCCCAUGGCGAUCGAAUGGGGCGGGGGCGGGUCUGGAGGUACCGGAAGCGGCGACCAACAGCCCCCUUCAGGCACCAGGUCCAGGUCCAUCGACAUCCGAUUGUUGGUCAAGCCGACCGAGGAUACCGACGAAACGCUGGAGGAGAAGCAGCAACGCGUCAGCUUCUACGAGCUGAUGCACAUCUCCAGCACCCAGCUCAAGGACAACCUGUCCGUCUCCGAGGAGGACGGGAGCGAUUCGGGGCCAUGCUUACUCUGCGUCGCUUCCAGGAUUUCCCACAGGGACAAGAUCUCAUGCAGUAUCGAACAGUUUACUACGAAGUUGGAUACGGGAGGCAAAGUUAUCUGUGUUGACACCUCAGGGGUUUCAGAAUCGGUAGCUCAAACGAUAAAAAAGGAGUUGAAGAACCGACAACUAAGAGAGCUGGUCUUGCAGCAGGAUCUGCAAAAGUUGAACGCUCACCUCAGGGAGACUGUGAGUACCGGCCAAUCCACGAGCGCCCUCUAUCGACUGCAGAUCGGCACAGACAAGUACGUCCAGGUGCAGACGAAAUCCAAAUUUUUCAAAACGGUACCGCACGCCACGAAUGAUUCAGAUUUCAUCAUGGCCACGCAUUCGAUUAUUAGCGAUAACGACAGCGGCGUCGGUCCGACGGACCCAGGCGGAGGCGGAGGCGGCACGAACACAUGCACCACCCCCACGCCGAUAUCAGCCGGAGGCAGCGUGGGCGGUCCGCUCAUGACGAGCGUGGUAAACGGUACGGCCGGCCCGGCGGCCACCGCAGCACCGCCUCCACGGACCAACUCCAACGGCCCGCCCCCAGACUCCUCGGCCUUGCUCCAGUUCACGCUAGACAGCGAAUUCAACCUAGACUUUAACUUCCCGACGUCCUCGUCGUGGGACCUCGACGGCGGGUGGCAGACGGAGACGGCGACGGCGCCUGCGUCUGUCAGCAGGCCGAGCAGCAGGACGAACACGCCCACGACGCCCACCAGGCAACAGGGAGGCGGCGCCAGCGGGGAUCCUUAUGCCAGCGGACAGUCGCAGGUACAAUCCUCCCCGUUCGGCGGCCACCAACCGCUUCCCAGCCCGGUGACGAAUCCCGCCACGCCGGCGUCCGCCUCUUCGAACCACUACCCGGGCAGCGGGGGCGGUUUCCCCUUCUCCCCUUUGACAGAACAACCGUUCCCACCUGCUGAAGAACAAAAAGACUCCAAAGUGGGGGUUUUGGAGGAGGCGGCCGUCAUGGCUGCUGCUGUUUCCUCGGAGUCUACGAGACUAAGGAACCUGUUGCUGAAACCGAGUGAAGAUAAAAACAGGGAUCGCAUAUUGAAGGAAUUGCUCAAGGAAGAAGAUGAUGGUAUGAAGAACGCAGGGCCGAGAGGGUUGCUGGGCAGGGCGAUGGUGGGAGGGGCUUGCGAGACGCCGAAGGCUGUCGCGUCUGGAACGGGCAACAACAUGCUCAGACAGCUGCUAAACGAAAAGAGCGACGAAGACGACGCCGAAUCUCGCGCAGGCGGCGUGAAGAAAAAGAGCGAACUGCUUCAACAACUGCUGAAAUCAGAACGAGACGCCGGGGGCGGCGAUGACGAUAAGCGGGAGGGCGGAGCCAACGGUCAUGGGGGCGGCGGGGGGCAGUGCCAGGAUGACACGCUGCUCAGGAGUCUGGGAUUUCCGCCGUCACCAGGUAGAAAAAGACAGGGAGAGGACAAGGAUGAUGCCGGGCCUGCUGGGAAGAGGCAUAGCGAUGGAUCGCAGGUUUCAUCCUCAGGGACCGGCAACAGUCUACAAGAACGUAAUAAAUUGCUAGCUACACUACUAGCCAAACAACCGACCAAUCACCAACCCAUCCCUCCUAUACCAGCUAGCGUCAUCAGUGCCACACCUCAGGAAAAACUGCCACGUAUUACCGACCCCAACAAGUCCAUCCAGAUGGCCAUGAGCCAACCCCAAGGAGCUACACUUAAUAACAGAAUGGGCGGAAUGAACCGAAUGGGACCAGGCAGGCCUCCUCAACACUCUCAACAGCAACAACAGCAAAACUACCUCAAUUCCGUGCUGGCCGCAGCUGCCAACAGACAGCUCAGUCAACACCAACAAUGCUAUUCCUCACCGGCUACCUCUACCACAGACGGAAGUGCCACAGGCUGGGACUCCAGCGGCCUAGGCAGCCCAUCCGUCUCCGCCUCAUCGGCCGUAGCACCCUCCGUGUUGACCGCCAACCAAGCGGCGGACCCCCUGCUCUCCGAAAUCCUCGAGCAAGUGAUCGACAUCGUCCCCGACGACCUGAUGCACCUGCUAGAUGGAGCCACAGGCACUACGGGCAUCUCCUCCGACGGCCAGCAGCUCAGCCUCAGCGAGACAGCGGCCAUCAACAUGAUCCAGAGGUCGCUGAUGCAAUGCGAAUCGGUGAUGGUGAAGACCGGGCAGGGAGGUGGUGGAAUGGCCACGCCCCCAGCGUAUUCUACCGCGUUGGGACAGCAACAGGGGGUGUUUCCGCCCCCACCGAACUACUCGCAGGCGAAAUUCCAAAGGAUGCAAAUGAGAACAGCUGCAGCAACUGGUCAGCCGUAUCCAGCUAACAUAACCAACCAGUUGUUGUUGCAACAGCAACAGAGGAAACAGUUACUUCAACAGCAACAAGAACAUAAAAGGAGGUUGUUGCUCCAACAGAAGCAGCAGCAGCUGCUGAUUCCAUCCAACGCAGCAGCUGCAGGGGAGAUAGGAACCAUGCAGAACAUUGACAGUUUGAUGAAUACGACUGUUGCGCCGAACGUCUCUCUACAGAGAUCAUCUAGCGUACCUGAUCAACAACUUUCACCGGGUUAUGGAACACAAAGGCAACAGGCGCAGCAACAACAGCAACCCUACUCGCCGCACUCUCAACUAGCCUCACCUUUGGGCGGCGCCCAGUUCUCCGGGGGCGGCCAAUCAGGCGCAGGGGCGGUGGUGUCGCAAGCCAACGCAGUCGCCGCCGCCGCAGCGGCUGCAGCCCGACUGUCACCUCAGGCGCAGUUCACCGCGCAGCUGUCUCCCAGAGGGGCGUACCCGCAAGCCGCCACAGCUGUCAGCUGGCAACAGCAGCAGCAGAGGCAACAGAAUCCUAUGCUCAGCGCGCAGCUGACGCGGCCACCUCAACAGAGUCAACAGCAACAGCAACGCGCCCUGAACAGUCCAUACCAGGCUGACCAGUUCCCUCCUCCCGCCUCGCCGACCUCCGCGUUCGGCGGACAGUACCUGAGACUGCAACGCACCAACAGUGCGCCAACUGCUACUACGCAACUACCGGGUGCGCUGGGCUCGCCCAGUGGCCGGUGCGGUGGUUCGUACUCGUCGUCGCCCUCUUCCACCCCCUCCUCAUCCUCCUCCCGUGAACACCCCCAACAGCAGCAACAACAGCAGCAACACCAACAACACCUUCCCCAUCAUCAACCCCACCCACCGCACUAUCCCGCCCCGCCUCCGUUGGCCUCCCAUCCGCACCCACACAAUAUGUACCCCCACCAUCCCGGGGAACCGCCCCACAACCAGUACUGCCACCAGCAGUACCACGAGCAGGCGGCGAUGGCAGCGGCGUACAACGGCGGACACCAUCCCGCCGCGCCACGCCCCCUGCAUCAGGGCAUCCCAACGAGUGUAUCGAGCGCAGUCCAAUCCCAACAGCAGCAAGCGGCCGCGGCAGUGGCGGCAGCUGCAGCGGCCGCAGCAGCUGCCGCUGGCGGUCCCACUUCUGAAUUCGUGCGGCAAGAACUGCGCGCCGUGGUGGGCGCUCGCACUCAACAACAGCAGCAACAACAGCCGACGGUCAGGCCGCAACAGCAGCCACCUCAGCAGCAACCUACCGUCGGCGAUCUCGAAAGCCUCGGCAUCACUUUUGAAAUGGGUGGGAGUGAUAGCCCGAAACUUUGGGGCACGAUGGGGUCAGAUAUGAGCUCAAUGUCUCCUCCGCAGCAUCAAGCAGCGACCUCCAGGACUACUAUGGAGGAAGCCCGACAAGGUGAUCAGAAGUCGUCGUUGCUUCAAAAGUUGCUGUCCGAGUGACCACGUGUAAAUAAUUGAAAUAUAUACUACUAGGUACCUCAUUGGUCAUGUACCACGCAGGCUGUAAUACUAGAAAGGUUAGCUGACCGUUGUUUUUUGUGUCAAGAUGCACAGUGGUGUGACUUUGACGCGCCUAACGAUGACUCAACUCAUCACACUCAUAUUAAAUUUCUAUACUUGCGUUAGAUGUACACAUUAAACGAAAAUACAUUCGGUUCUAAAUUACUGAAAUACAUAAAAUCAUGCAACAUCGCUUUCUGGAAAAAGAGGAAAGAUACCUGCAACGCGAAUGUAAAUGUCAAACAAGAAAGAUUUGUAAUUUCCUAGUAGCAAUUUGAUAAUGUUGGAGCUUAAUUUGAUAAUUUUGCAGAUUAGUUUGUUGUAUCAAAAAAAAUCUUUAAAAAAUAACUGAUUUACUAACAUAAUAACCUAUGUUAGAAAAUAACAAAUUCCAGUAAGGCUCAACAGUACCCUAUCUGUUCCUAUGUAAACGUACAUCCAUAGUGUUAUCGACAUGUACCAGAGUUUGAAAGUUACGGGCUUCAUAGAUAGAAACGUUUUGAAUUCUUUGCCCAAUUUUUUUUCAGAAAAUCUAUUGCAUAGUAGUUUCGCAGUUCUAUAAUCACUUCUCUCCUUUUUGAGAUAUAAACAAGCAAUUUAGAAACACGAUUGAUAAGGUGCUAAUUCAGAGGACCUUUUUAUUUUUAUCUCAAAAAACAAGAUUAAAUAUUUUUCACAACAUUUUUAAUGCAAGGGGUUUCUUUCUGUUAAGCAUUUUAUUACACCCAAAUGUCUUGCAUAUUUCAAAAAAUAAAUGUCACGAUGGAACUACGGAUAUAUUUCUAGAUUGGAAUAGAUAAGGGUACUCAGGAGCCCAGAGUUAACAAACUUGCCACAUCUGGUGUCCAAUAAAAUAGUCAAUGUCUUAACCGAUUUAAUGUUGAAGAUAGCUUUGACCUCAGGUUCCGCUUAAAAAAAGGACAGCAAAAGGCUGCGCUUUAAGGGUAUCGGCACCUUUAUCACCGAAAAAAUUACGACACGUUUGGACAAUAAGCGUUGCUGUCAAACGCAAAAUUCGUACUACGUAUCGUCUACUGUUACUAGAUUACCGACCAAUUAUAAUGACAGAACAUCCGUCAAGUUAUUUUCAGAUUCUCUGCUGCAAAAAUUCCUCGGUAAUAAAGCUGCAAAUAAUUAUACGUAGUACGAAUUUCGUGAUUGGUAACAGCAUAUGCUGACAUUAGAGUUGUAAUGUCUUACAUGAUAGGGUGUGGAUCUUGAAGCGUAAUAUGGAAUGGGUACAUGUUUUUGAAGGAUGAUCUAUGUGUUAAAGUUGAUAUGACGAUAAUUUAUUGUUAGGUGCAUCAAAGUCACAUCGGAUUAGUUGUCACUGGAGUUGGAGGAUAUGGGUCGACAGAAGAGAAUGUGGCGCGAGGUCAGGGUAUUUCUGUUAGCGAGUAAUUUAGCUGUCUAAAUAUUCGUACACAACGACAUUGUAUGUUUAAAUGUGUCUUAAGACUCUUUUGUCGUCGUCACCUAUUGUGAUCUCAGAUAUACAGUGAUAUCAAAAAUUACCUCAUGUCAUUCAUAGAAUUAUAUAUAGAUAGCUGAAGUUCAUUUGGCUUGCGAUUAUAUAACAAAAUAAUAGAGGUAUUUUUUUGGUAGCACACACAUAAUUUAUAUAUUUUAAUAAUUGUAAAUUGAUGUACGAUUUGUCUCCAAAGAUUGUGUUACAUUUUAAGGGUGAUACCGUUUGUAGUAAAUAGGCACACACGUACGAUAGGAUAUUUUGCUCAACAUAAUCGGUACCCUAUUAUAGUUCUUUUCAUUGUUUUCGGCAGUUAUAUCACAAUGCCACGCGGAAUCAGAUAAACUCCAAUUAACUUCCUAAAUGGUGGUUGCAUACUGCGUAAGCCAAACUGUAACGCAACUGCUACUCGUCGUUGCACAGACAAAUGAAUUGGGUAAUAGAGGACGGUACUUACCCACUUUCUGAAAAUAGUUCUAAUACAGACUUUCGACACUGUAGUCACUAACUGUGUUUUAUAUCGAGUAUCAACAUAGAUAAACACAAAUCACACGCCGAUGACAAGCAAAUGUGGAAGAACCAUACCUUGACCAGAACAUUUUCAUGGCGAUGAUACUGAACUAAAAACCUUUUGUCGUUUACAUAAACGUCCGUGUAUACAGGCCGAUGACAUGUGUAUGUGUGAGGGAGAUGGCUGCAUGGAAGAAAUCCUGUAGUUUUCCGAAAAAAGAUCUAUACGUCAGGUUGCAAUUUUUGUAAAAUUCAUACUGCGAACUAGCUAGUGUUGCUUAUUUGGAGAUAUUAUAUUCGAUCAUAUAUCCUCCGCCAAAUCAGCGGACAUAAACCAUGCUAGCGAACAGCAGGUUGCAAUACUUCCAAACUUUUGUCGUAUUAAAAUGAUUUCUCAACUUUUGCAUAUGCCGAUAGGUUCACAAAAGUUCGAAUUUCGAUUACGAUUUGAUCCGAAGCCCGCAUCGCACUGAUAAGUCCCACAAGGACGAAACGGAAUCGUCUGCGAUUGGUAUCGGAUUCACGCCGGAAAUUAUCUGUAUCCAGAAAUAUUUCAGUACCUCCUUACAUGAAGGCACUAAAGUGAAGGCAGGAUAACGAUGCAAAUAUCAUUUUCGGCAAAAGAGUGUAUAGAAAUCCGUAGAAACUGAUUACCAUACGGUGUGCUAAUACCUAGUACAAAACGGAAUGUUUUUUUUUUCAUUAAACCUGUUAAAUUCCUAAAUAUAAAAAAUCGCACUAAGUAGCAACAUUUCCAAGAUUUUAGACCGAGAAGUUUGAUAUAAAAAAAAGAGGUUCUAUCAGUGAUUUUACGAUUAUUUAUAUGCCGUUUAUACGCAAGCGUACAUAUAUUAAAGGUCUUAGUAGCGAACAAUCAAAGUACUUUUAGUUAUCGAUAUUUGAAACUCAUUACAGAUGCCUGAAUAAAGAUCUACUGGCCUACUUUGAUAGCAAGUGCCAUGAAAUUAAUUAAAAAACAUAUACGAUUUUAAAUUCCUAUUAUAUCUAAAAUAAACUCAAUGGAUCCUAGGCGGCGGUAUAAAAAGUACCCCAAAAAUCAGUGAAACUACUCAUUGCACCUUUGCCUUUGACAGCAGCGGUUGCUGUAAACCGUAUUGAUUUCUUUACGCGAGUGCCGUUCUUGACCUAACUUUCUGCAGUAAAAAACAACAAAUCUGUGUACAAAUCACGUCAUAUUAUGUAGAGCAAAAUGUCACUUCGUCCUGUAUCGCCUAUAUUGUUACAUUCAAAAGGUGAUACCGCAUGUACUGAUGGUACUCAUCAGAAUCGGUCGACGUGUAUUCUUAGUGUGCAACUCUAUAUAUCUCUCUCUCACUCUCUUCUCUCUGUAUCUCUCGAGGUAUGUGUUGCUGUUGUCUCCGACACACAUACACACACAAACACACAGACAAGUGAUGCGUGAUGGACACGAUGAUGACUGGUCGUCGUUAUUUAGGGUGGUAGUGCGCAGCGUCAGGGAAGGCACAGGGCCAGAGUGCAAUUGUACAUACUACUGGACACUUGUUCGUAUUUAUCAUAGUAUAUUUUAUUAUUGGACUUGUUUGAAAUUGACGUAUACGCGCUCCGACUGGCCUAACAUUUCGAUUCAAGCUCGAACUAACUUUCGGCAACCAGGAAGCUCAUGUUUCAGUCAUAUGCCAUAAAAUAUGUGUAUGUGUAAGGUCUGUGCAGUUAUUUCGGAAAAUUCAGGGCUGUUGAAAAACGACAUGUCUUUCGAUUUUCCUUCGUUUUACCACGUUUUUCCAUCAAAAUUUUUCGUUUUUCCGCCAUUAGCUUAAAAAAAGUUGGGAAUUAUGGGCUCAGUUCACGUAUCCCCGAUUUUCCAGAUUAUUUCAUCAUUACCCAACGUUUAUUCAUCGUUUUACCACGUUUUCCAGCAAACAUUUUACGUGUUUCCACCUUCAGAGGGGCAAAUCUUGGAAAAAAUAACCAGGUUUAUGUGAAGUUAGCCGACAAUUAGACAGAUUACAAAAAUGAGUACAUAUGAAUUUUCCAUCGUUUUGCCUCGUUCUUCCAACCAAAUUUUUGUUUUUUCCGCCAUUGAAUAACGAAAAAAUGAGAAAUGAUUUUUUGUGUCAUUUGAGGUUAGCCUGAAAAUUUCUGACGAAAAUCCCCACGAAUUCGUUUCUUUACAGCCUAAGACUUCUUUAUUAUCCUACUAUCUAGUCUUUUCACCACAAAACAGCUUUUUCCACCUGACUAAUAUGGAAAAUUGAGAACAAGAAGUUAGGGUCACACAUAAACAGUCUACAUUUACUGAUACUUUUGAAUAUCUGUCGAGGCUACAUGGAAAUUAUCAUAAAGCGUUUUCUCAUCCUACCACUUCAAUUUUCCACCCGAAACGUUCGUUUUUCCACCUGUGGUUAAUGAGAAAAAAUUAAAAUAACUGAUCAGGCUUACACGUUGAUAGACUCAAUUAACUCCUUCAUUCAUUUAAUUCAGGCAACGCCCAGAAUUUUUAUUUUCAAUUUUUUCAAGUUAAUGGUGGAAAAACGAAAAAUUUUAGUGGACAAACGCAGUAAAACGAUGUAAAAUUGUAUGGCACGCCGUUUUUUAACAGCCCUGAAUUUUCUGGGCUAACUUCACAGACCUUGUGUAAAUAUGAUGUUUUAGGCAAGCCCGGACAAUGCUUUCCAAAAAAAAAGCCCGUUCGCAGCUGGAGACGAUCUCUAUGCUGCAUCUUUUUCACAUAUACAUUGAGGGCGCAGCUGAAAAGCAACUUUUAAAACAAAGGUUUACAAUAGCAAUACCUCCUGAAAUUCUACAGGAACUGUGGCCACAUUAAAAAUUUUGAUAUUGAUUUUGAGCUUCACUUAGCAGUUUUCAAAUUUUAAAUCGCUUAUAUCUCGAAAACUUGAGUUUCGAUAAAAGUUCAUAAAAAUCUGUUUUGGUGAGAAUGGCACAAAAAAGUAAAAAGUCUUCGUAGUGGAAAAAUCAAUUUUUUGAAUUUGUUUAUUAAAGUGUUUAAACCAUUUUUGACGCAAUUUUGAGCUUGGCAACAUGCAUAUUCGUUAAAAGAUGCCAAAAAAUCGAAUUAGAAUAUUCUUCCGAUCAGACGCAUAGACAGUUGUUGAACUAAAUAACUAAAACUUCAAAUUUAAAUUAAAUACAUUUGUGGUAGGCUAGGUAAGCAACCUUAAACAAUUUUCAUUGAUAUUAACUUCGAUAUAAACUUCAUUUGAACCUGAGCCUAAGUAUAAAGUACCAUCACCUCCAAACUUCUCAGUGAUAUGUCAUUUUUUAAAUGCCCAUCCUAUCCAACUGAUAUUCAUAGUAAGUUAUCUCAAUGGAAUACAAAAGAAAUAAAAUAUGACUGAAACAUUAAAAAAUUGCCAGUUGCUGGACAACAGUUUAUUCUUUUAUUUUGUGAUCAACCCUAUUCUUUCCCUCCCUCACUACCCCAACCUGGUAUGUUCCAAAAAUGUCAGAUGAAAAGGUGUGAUCAGAGAUAUGAUGCAAAUGACAAAUGAGAAUUUUGAAAUAUGAACACCAAAGUACAAAAUAAAGCCCAGUUUCAUGAUUAUAACAAAAAAUGUUGUUGAAAUAUCAUAACCAAACACAAAACCAGAAAAUGGUCUAUUCAUCUGCCUCAAAAGGUUACCACCUGUGUCUUAUGUCAAAAUCAUUUUCAUUUGCAUUUAUCGCCAACAGAAAUGGCCAAUUUGUGAUUUGUUAAUUUUAAAUGUUAGGUUACGACUUCUGCUGUUUUUGGGACAGACCAUGCUGGAGUGUGCGAAUCGUGUCUGUUAGGCCAAUUCAUUGGGCAUAAAUUGUUAUUUUGGAUGUGUUUAGUGUCGUCUUCCUUUCAGUGGAUGUUAAGCUACGCAUUACCAGAAAUUUGAUGAAAAAACUGUUAAUAUUUUAUACAUAAUUUAAAGUAUGUUACUUGAAAACCCGUUUUGUUGAACAUUGUGAUAGGCAGACAGCCAUGUUAACUGUUAACUAGGCACGACCUAGAUCUUUUUAGAAAUUAAGGAGGAGGCAAAGGUAGCUGUUCAUACAAUUUUAAGCAGUUUUUAUUUUUAUACUUGUCGGGCUGUUUUAAAAGCAGACGCACCCCACAAGCUUUUCUGGAACUUACGAGGCACAUUCAUCGAAAAAAAAAAUAUUUUUUACAUUUCACAGUUUUUAUUUUGAUGAUUCCAAAAAAUAAAUAGAAAAAAUUUGGAACUGACAUGAGGCAUUUUUAUGUUUGGGUUCGUUUUUUAUUUCACUCAAAAAUCUUUGAAGUUGAUUCUUGAAGCUAGAAAGCAAUUUUUUGUCAUAACUGACUUGUUGGGUGCUUAUGUGAAAAAUUGUUUUUGCCAAAGUUGUACAUUAUCAAUUUUUAAUAUAGAUAUUUAUAUGUUGUUACUUUUACAC